UGAGGUAUUGAUUUGACAAUGUACAGGGGCACUUUUAUUUUUCGCUCUGCUAGGCCUAUCUGGUUGCUUCAUCACCUGUUAUGAUCGAAGAGUGCGCAAUGAUUUGGCUCAACCCUGCCGUGAACUAUGCAUUUGCUGUUGUCAUCCUGGAAUGUGUGCAGACUGUCAUUUGCCUGGUACACUUUGUAUGUGGACUGAUUGCACAACAUGCUUUGAAAGUUGUGCUGGUGCGGCCAGUGAAUGUGGAGGUUGCUUAGGAGGUGCCGGUGAAGCUGGGUUGCCACUAGUACUUAUAAUUUCUUUAAUUGUGCUAGGACUAUUUACUGUCAUCGGCAUAUUUUAUAGUGUUUUGGUUGCUACAAUGGUUGGGCAGAGAAUAUGGCAGAGGCAUUAUCAUAUACUUGCAAAAAGAAUGCUGACAAAGGAAUAUGUUGUAGAGGAUGUCGAUGGUGAGGUCAACGGAAAUGAUUGGUCUCCACCAGCUCUGCCACCAGAGCAUGUUCAGCAGCUGAAAUCACUUGGACUUAUGUAAAAAAUUGAGGAUUUUGACAUAAAUGAAACUCCAUACAACUGGGGCUCUCAUCAUGAGAUUUAGUAGUAUAAGCAGUUAGACCUGCAAGGCAUAGUAAGGUCUGUGUACAUCGUACCCUCUCCUCUCCAGGUGGGAUUACAUAGGGUAUGCUGUUGUUGUAGUUAAACUUGCAAGAGAGAAAAUCCCUUUCAACCCAAUAUUGUUCAUAUUUUGAGGAUGAUCACACAUGUAAUUGUUAACAAAAUAGACCCUUAACAAUCCAAAUGAAUUAACAGUUGCAAUCUGGUUUAGCCCCUUC
This is a messenger RNA of Solanum tuberosum (potato), 830 nucleotides long. RefSeq lists its product as uncharacterized. The transcript has 3 exons. The record is from RefSeq and is a predicted model, not a curated record. Lineage: Eukaryota; Viridiplantae; Streptophyta; Magnoliopsida; Solanales; Solanaceae. The coding region runs from base 152 to 532 and encodes 126 amino acids.